Messenger RNA from Parastagonospora nodorum SN15, 396 nucleotides. RefSeq lists its product as hypothetical. NCBI's taxonomy places the organism in Eukaryota, Fungi, Ascomycota, Dothideomycetes, Pleosporales, Phaeosphaeriaceae. Gene Ontology annotation, cellular component: cytoplasm; phagophore assembly site membrane; Atg12-Atg5-Atg16 complex. The coding region runs from base 1 to 396 and encodes 131 amino acids. Gene Ontology annotation, biological process: autophagosome assembly; nucleophagy; autophagy of mitochondrion. The record is from RefSeq and is a predicted model, not a curated record. The transcript is spliced from 2 exons.
AUGUCAGCCCAAGAAGAACGAAUACCAGAAGACGACGACACGACCGAAGCGCCACUCACCAUGGCCGCAUCCGUCGUCCUGACAAAUCUCCCGCGCGACGCAUCCAAAGCCCUCGAAACAGCGGGGAGUUUGAACGUGCAGAAAAUCCGUCUGCACCCCAUCGGCUCCGCGCCGGCGCUCACGCAGCGCGUCUUCAAACUUAGCACGAACCAGCGCUUCGACACGAUUGUGCGGUUUCUGCGCAAGAGGCUGGGUGUGAAAGAGCAUGAGAGUGUGUUUUGCUAUGUGGGGAGUGUGUUUGCGCCGGGGCUGGAUGAGGGGGUUGGGGGGCUUUGGUCGGUGAGUUGUGAUUUUUAUUUUAUUUUGUGUUUAGAAGGGAAGGGAGGCGAGGGCUAA